Messenger RNA from Glycine soja, 449 nucleotides. Its product is annotated as BTB/POZ and MATH domain-containing protein 5-like. Lineage: Eukaryota; Viridiplantae; Streptophyta; Magnoliopsida; Fabales; Fabaceae. The coding region runs from base 36 to 449 and encodes 137 amino acids. Gene Ontology annotation, biological process: protein ubiquitination. Gene Ontology annotation, molecular function: protein binding. The record is from RefSeq and is a predicted model, not a curated record. The transcript is spliced from 2 exons.
CUUUACUUUUCGAGAAAAAUUUACUUCCGUAGAAAAUGUCGCGUGUGAUGUGCAACCCAACAAUGGUGAGUAGGAGUGUUCUAGGGUCCCAAACAAGUUCAAAAACGGUGACAGAGACAAUGAGUGGUUCCCACGAGUUUGUGAUCAAGGGUUACUCACUAACGAAAGGAAUGGGCAUUGGGAAAUACAUCGUGAGUGAGACUUUCAUAGUGGGAGGGUUCCAAUGGGCCAUAUACUUUUUCCCUGAUGGUAGGGACCCCAAAGAUAAUGCCGCUUAUGUCUCUGUCUUUGUUGCACUCCAUUCCAAGAGCACCAACGUUCGUGCGUUGUUCAAUCUCACGUUGCUCGACCUAUGCAAGAAAGGAGAGCACAAGGUUCAUAGCCACUUCAGUCACUCCCUCACGAUUGGGCCUUACACACUCAUAAACCAUGGCAGCAUGUGGGGUUAA